AUGGCUGAGUANAAGAAAAUGUUUGAUGAUAUUAAUCUAGUAUAUUUAUUAAGUUCAACUAAUCCGAAUGAAAUAGCUCAGAAACUAAAUGAUCAACAGAUUCGUUCGAUUUUGCCAUCAUUGACUUGGCUUGGAUUACAACAAUGUCCCAAAAAUCAUCGUUUGACUAUCUCAGCUCAAAUUUUACAAAUUGUUUCACGUUUUCAUGACAUGGACACAAUUAUUGAAUUAUUCGAGAUUGACUUUCAUGCAUUGAAUCUCGAAGUCAAACGUCUACAAAAAAUUAAACAAAAAGUUUCUGAAGGAGGUCAACAGAAUAGUAACGCAUUGAUAAAUCAAGAAAUUAUCGCAUUUGAACAAGCAACCAUCAGAGAUAGAUGUAGAAUUGUCGCGCAAAUUCUCUUUGAUGAUCACGAAAAAGAUCAGCAAUUGUUAACAAGUCUACUUAACGAGUCCAAUCAUGUUCAAAUCGUUGGUGAUGUUCUCUGUGUGCUGCUCCUUCAUUUAUCUCAUUCAUUUAAAUUCGAUAUACUUAUUUCGAAUCUUCUUCAUUCAAAAUAUGCUUACGAUUACCUAAUCCGUCUUAUUCUCAACAUUCCAACGUUAAAAUUAACAUUUGCAGAACUUAUCAUACGUUGUCCAACGAAUGAUGAUAGUCGAUAUCAUAUACUUCGAACAUUAAUUAAAUUAUAUCCAAUACACAAAUUACAUGUUUUACGUCUAUGUCAUCAACGGCAAACACUUCUCUCGUUGAUUCUUGAUCUACUCGAUCAUUCAACAAUGAAUAUUCUUCUUCAAAUCCUUUCCAAUCCCAAGCAACGUGCGUGGUUUAAGAAAUGUCAAACAGAAGAACUUGUACAUAAUCUUAUCGCUAAACUCUUCGAACUUCAUCGGCAACAACAAUGUUCAGCACAUACAAUUUUAAAACUAACCGCAAUUUUACAUGUCCAUUGCAAUAUCAAAUUUUCAUUCGAUGAAGUUCACCAUCUACUUAAAUUGUUACUUUCACGAACAAUGGACGUUAUAUUAGGUCUAUGUUAUCUAUUUAUGGUUCCAUCGUUAGUAGAACAUAAUGAACAAAGAAUAAUUGAAUGGUUAAUACCGACGAUGUCAUCAUUAGAAACCGACGAUAGGUUAUUAAUGAUUGGACUUUUUUGUAUGACGAAUUAUUAUGAACCAUUAAAUGCCUUAGUUUCUUCGACACUAGACUUUCCUUGUCGAAUCGAUCCGGGUCCAUUUCAUCAUUCACGUCUUUUACUUAUUCAACGUGUUUUUACAAAUGAUUUACUCGUUCAACGUUUUGCUACGAUACAAAUUACACCGAAUCUCAACUCAACAAUGACACUGAAACAUCUACCUGCACAUUUCAUUUGUUAUCUUCUGACAAAGGGUCUUUGCAAUCAACAUCAUGUAGAAAUGAGUCCAUGGGUCUGGUCGCAACUUUUACAGUGUGUUACACCAAUCCAUCCAAUUAUGUUAACACUUAUUAAUGAACUAGUUACAGCUAUCGUCGAUGCACGCUAUACUUGGCAUUUAACACCAAUCGACAAUCAAACAAUACAUGACUAUUUAACUUCGGCAUCAUCAAAUGAUCGUAUUCCAACAAAAAUGUUAAUUUUACUUUAUUUAUUGACGUUAAAUGAUCAAGCGAACGGCGAGAUAGCUACACAAUAUCAGCAAUCCGCUCGAGUACUUUUUGAUCUAUUACCAUUACCAUACCUUGUAGAACAAUUGACAGGAAAAUAUUAUGAUGCCAUAGCUCCUCAAUUGGGCAGGUUGAUGAUGGAGCAAUUACCACAAAUAUUUCUUGCUGAUCAUGCACUUUAUUUGGAAACCGAAGAUUCUCAAUUGAUUUCAUUGCAUCAUUCUUAUAAAGCUGACACAGUCGAAAGUCUAGUAGAUCAAUUGAAACAAACACUCGUUCAUGGUAUAUCCCGAAAGCAGGCUGAUGAAUGGCGUCGACGAUGGUUUCGCGUUUAUGCAUUUCGUGGACAAUUAUUAACUUUAAAAACAGCUCAGAUAUUAUUGGAGAAUAAUCAACUGACCUACGAUGAUCUGCGUGCUGAUCCUCACUGCUUAUUGCGUUUUCCAUUUCAAUUGUACAAUUAUCCAUCCGUCAUACAAAUCAUCUUGUUCAUUAUGCGAGAGUUGUUGAUUGCUAGUCGACAUUGUUUUGAACAGGCUAUCAAAGCAAAGCAGCAACCAUCUCAAACAACAGAUGUGAUUGCUAUGCAGGAUGUAAAAACCAAACAAUUACAAGAAACAUUGAUACAUGCACAAGAAGCUCUUGUAAUUCAAAUUUUACUCGACGCUUUGCAUCAAUACAAAAAAACAGCAUGUAUCCCUGCGUACCGUGAAUUACAAGGUGUCGUAUGCUCAUUCGUUCAUCAAAUGUUUAUCACAAAUCCUAUUCUCGCUAAACUUGUUCACUUUCAAGGCUACCCAUCAGAUCAAAUAAAACCUUUAAUCUAUAGCGUACCAUCUAUGCACAUCUGUCUAAAUUUUAUUCCACAAAUGUUGGCAACCAGUGAACUAGACACUCAAAUCUUUGCCUUUGAAUUACUCACUGAUCUUUCAUCGUUCUAUCCUAUUCGAACAGCACUACUUGUAGUGAAACUUGCUUUACAAGUGUAUGCAACACUUCUGCGAGUUCUUUCAAAUGAAGAUCGUCUUCGUUUUUUCUCACGUACAUACAAAUUUCUCACUCAUAUGAGUUCCACGUUUCCUCCAUUGACACAAAAUUCAGUUUAUGUUCUUCAACAAGCGAUACGUGCAUGUUCACUGUCACCUUCAAACCUACCACCAUUGAAAUGGACAUCAGAUUCUCUCGGUCGGCCACGACAGAUUGAUAUUUAG
Messenger RNA from Adineta ricciae, 2856 nucleotides. The record is from the annotation of a GenBank genome assembly. NCBI's taxonomy places the organism in Eukaryota, Metazoa, Rotifera, Eurotatoria, Adinetida, Adinetidae.